This is a messenger RNA of Thunnus maccoyii (southern bluefin tuna), 4632 nucleotides long. RefSeq names its product G protein-coupled receptor, class C, group 6, member A (gene gprc6a). The transcript has 6 exons. Bases 732 to 3458 code for a protein of 908 amino acids. NCBI's taxonomy places the organism in Eukaryota, Metazoa, Chordata, Actinopteri, Scombriformes, Scombridae. Gene Ontology annotation, molecular function: G protein-coupled receptor activity. The record is from RefSeq and is a predicted model, not a curated record. Gene Ontology annotation, biological process: G protein-coupled receptor signaling pathway. Gene Ontology annotation, cellular component: membrane.
GCCACGGCAAUCCCCAAGAUGGGUGAACGUGUGUGCGCUUUUUUUAUUUGACUAAAACAUAGCAGAAACAUGAUUUCUGAGCUCAGUGUCAAUGUGUAGAUGUCCUUCUCCCUCUUUCCUGUCAUGAGUUUCUUGUACAGACAAUUACUGAAUGUUUAUUCAGUUACUGUCUCCAUUAACUCAUCAUAUAAUAUUAAAAACAUUAUAGUGCCAAUAUAUAAUUAGUACCAAUAGCUUAGUAUCAACAGUUACCUCAUAAUUUCAUAGUUAACACAAAUACCAUACAGCUAAGUGUUACCCAGUACACAGAAAAUCUGUUCAUGUGCCAAAAUGAUUGACACAUGUAUGUGUGUGUUUGCAGUUUGUGUUCAUGCAUUUCAAUUAGUUUGUUUACAAGUGGUGGAAGGUAAAGUGUCCCACAGUCCUAUUUUCAAUCCAUUAAUUGAGAGUCCAGAAUGACUUAUGCACAACAAACAUGAUGAAAGCUGCUUCUGCAGAUCAGUGACUCAACCUGCUGUCACUCAUGAAGAAGUGGGCAGGGCUGCAGGGGAGAAUAUGAGAAUAGUGAGCUCUGGAGCAGGAAGCAAGAGGUAAUUUUCUUUGAGCCCAGUAAAGAUGCUUAAAAAGGAGAGUAUCACUCUGCCGGAGGUAAAGAGACACAGAGAGCCCAGUAAGAGGGGUAAAGAGAGUUUAGAAACCACACACAGAGGGAUAGCAGAGAAAACAGUAGCAUGGCCUGGGUUGCUCGUCGAAUCUAUUUGCAUGUCAUAGUUUUCCUUAUUAUUCUGGAAAUAGGACAUGCCACUGAAAAGGACAUCAGAGCGCCUGGAGCUACAGCCCCAGGAGAUAUCAUUAUUGGAGGAAUCUUCCCCAUUCAUGAAGAUGUAGAGAAACAGAACAACUCAUUUGCACCUCACCUUCAGCCGUGUGUCAGGUUUGAUGAAAAAGGCCUGACAUCAGCUCUGGCUAUGAUCAAUGCAGUAGAGAUCAUGAACAAAUCCCCUCUGCUGGCUGCUCUUAACAUCACUCUGGGCUACCAGAUCCAGGACUCCUGCUCUGAUGUCAGCACAUCUCUGAGGGCCACAGCGUACUUCACCCAGCAGACCCGCUGCUACACAGGAGGCAACGCCUCCGCAUGUGGCCAACUAGUCGUGGCCAUUGUAGGAGCCUCUCACUCUGAAAUAUCUGUUGCUAUAGCCCGGCAAAUGACCCUCAUGAUGAUUCCACAAAUAAGUUAUUCAUCAACGGCUGUGAUUCUGAGUGAUAAGAGUCGCUUCCCUGCCUUCAUGAGGACCAUUCCUAAUGACGAGCAUCAGACAGCUGCCAUGGUCAGACUGCUCAGUUCCUAUGGCUGGAACUGGGUGGGAAUAGUUACCACAGAUGGAGAAUACGGACGAUCUGCACUUGACAAGUUUGUGUCCCAGGCCUCAGAGAAGGGGAUCUGUGUGGCCUUCAAAUUAAUUCUUCCUCAGUCUGUAACCAGUCAGGAUGUGUGCUCUGCUAUCAGCCAGGCUGCCACAACCAUCUUCAAGCAUCCUAAGGUACAGGUGAUCGUGUCAUUUGCUAAGCCGUUUCAUAUGAAGCAGCUUUACCAAGAGCUGAGGAAACAGGUGCUGACAGCAGGACAGAACAUGGAGUCAAUGAGAAAAGUGUGGGUGGCCAGUGACGGCUGGUCCUCCUCCAGCUCUGUGCUGGAAAACUUAACCCUGAAGGACAUAGGACACAUCGUAGGUUUCACCUUCAAAAGUGGAAACCUAUCAUCCUUCAGUGAGUAUCUGAGCAGGCUGGAGGCAGACAGACACAACUACACAGGGAAUAACCUCUUCCUGCAAGAGUUCUACAAGCUGCCGUCCAAAGCUGUGAAGACCCUCAGAGAACACACUCAUGCUGACACUACCUACAGUGUUGAGAUGGCUGUGAGCGCCAUCGCUCAGGCUGUGGCCUCUAUCUGCAGGAGCAGAAACUGCAAAACACCAGGCACACUGCAACCCUGGGAGGUGCUACAAGCUCUGUGGAAGCAGGAGUUUAACCUUGGAGGGAAGAACUAUACGUUUGAUGACAGAGGAGACAUCAACCUGGGUUAUGAUGUGACGAUGUGGAGGUCACAUGAAGGGAACAUUCAUGUCCAUGAUGUUGUGGCUGAGUAUCACCUAGACAAAAAAAACUUCACCUACACCAACCACAACACCUCUGAACAGCUGCUGGUCCUGAGGCACUUCAUCUCGAAAUGCUCCAAUAGCUGCGUCCCUGGAGAGUUCAAGAAAACAGCAGAGGGUCAACAUACCUGUUGUUACCAGUGUGUCAACUGUACAGAGAACUACUACUCUAAUGACACAGAUAUGGACCAGUGUCUGAGCUGCGACACAAGCACAGAGUGGUCUCCUGAAGGCAGCUCCAACUGCCUGCCCAAAGCCCUGCUCUUCUUCUCCUGGCAGGAUGGCUUUGCUGUGGUGCUCUUGACAUUUUCAGCCCUGGGCAUCCUCCUGGCUCUCCUGGUGUCUGCUCUGUUUCUACAUCAGCGUGACACUCCUGUAGUGAAGGCUGCUGGGGGUCCACUGAGCCAGGUCAUCCUGUUCUCUCUGGUUGUCAGUUUCAUCAGCUCCAUGCUGUUUGUAGGCCGACCCAACAGCUUCCAGUGUAAGGCUCGACAAGUGCUCUUUGGCAUCAGCUUCACUCUGUGUGUCUCCUGCAUCCUGGUUAAGUCCCUGCAGAUCCUGCUGGCCUUCCAGUUCAACCCCGCGCUGCAGGAGGUUCUACGGAGGCUCUACCAGCCUUUUGUCAUCGUCAUUGUCUGUGUGGCCUUACAGGCAACCACCUGCAUAUGCUGGCUGGUCCUAAAAAGCCCAUUUAAUGACAUCAUCAAGUCUCCAACCACUCUGCUGGAAUACUGCCAUGAGGGCUCAUAUUUGGGCUUUGGGGUGAUGUUGGGCUAUAUAGCCAUCUUGGCCUUUGUGUGUUUCAUCUGUGCCUUCAAAGGGCGUAAAUUACCACAGCAGUACAACGAGGCGAGGUUCAUCACCUUCAGCAUGCUGCUCUACCUCAUCUCCUGGCUGCUCUUUGUUCCUGUUUACGUUACCACUUCAGGAGUGUACCUGCCCGCUGUGGAGAUGGUGGUCAUUCUCAUUUCCAAUUAUGGCAUCCUUAGUUGUCAUUUCUUCACAAAGUGCUAUAUAAUCCUUUUUAAGAGGGAACAAAACACAAAGAGCGCUUUCAGGAAGGAACUGUAUGAAUAUUCCAGUAAAACCGCACAGUCCGUCCCUAUGUCUGAAAGUUCAGUGUCAGAGCAACAGACCAGCAGUCAGCAUUGCAUCAUCAGUGCUCCGUCCCUCUCCCUGCCUGCAGCCACUUCUCUCAAACCUGAUGUGGUGACAAACUGCAGAGUCUGGACCACCUGCACAAGUUUGCACAGAGGUUCAAUCACACGACACCACUGCCUCAGAAGAAGCACCAGCAUAUAAAGUGGCACUAUUUGGCAUGUCCCAGUAGCCCACUGGUUAAGACACAUUCCACAUAACCACAAGGUCAGUGUUUCGAUUCUGGCAGCAGAACCUUGUUGCAUGUCGCCUCCUUGUCUCUCUCUUGCCCUUGUUUCCUGUCUAUUCUCUAAUGUCACUGUAAUAAAUGCUUAAAAUGCACCAAAAAUAUAUAUUUAAAAAAACUGUCACUAUUUAACAUGGGUACAUUUUACAGGACCUGAGUCCAUUUCUGUGUUUUAAGUCUAUUUUUGUAUCUACUAUUUGUCUUCAUGACAUCCUAUGUGACCCUGGCCAACAACCAGAGUAGUGGAAUGGUGUUCUCUGAUUGGAGUGUUUCAGAAAGCAGAUGUUACUGUACAUUAUGAAAGAUCAUGAAAAAAGGCCAUUUUUACAAUUUACAAUUAAAAUUUCUUUUAGCAGACACUUUUAUCCAAAGCGGCAAACAUCUGAGAGCUGAUACAACACAAGCAGGGAUCUAGUCAGGAGAGAACAACAUGAGUAAGUGCCAUAAAACUAAGUUUGAGUCUGAUAGGACAUAGGUGCCAACAGGCAGUGUACAGAGGCAAUGCAUAGAGUACAUAAAAGUAGAUUUUAAAAAAUAAUAUUGUUAUUUAAAUUUUAACAUCAACAUAUGGACAUAUUGAACAUAUACAUUAACAUUUAGACAUACACAGUUUAUAGAUCAUUUACAACUGUGAAUUUCUGAAAAUAAGAGCUCCUUAAACAAGUAGUUUGUGUCUUUCCCUUUGCAUUUCCCUUUCGAUAUACUGUAAGUCUUUCUCUCCAAAGUAAGACAGACUGUUACAUUCAUAUUUUGAUAGAGGGUAUGUCCAUAUUCUUGUAGAGGAGUGCAUUUAUCCUCCUGGCCUCACGUCCAAAGUCACUGAACAACGAGUGAUCAAAAGUGACAACAUAGGCCUUUAAGUAGAGUCUGAAUAUACAGAGUUUGUCUUGAAGAGGAAUUUCUUGCUCCGGCAUAUACGUUCAACAACCUUCUUCCACAAUCACUGUAGCUUUGGCCAUUCCCAAACACCGUUUUCCUCCAUGUGUGCAAUACAAAUAUCUGGAACACAAAGUGUGCAUUGGGUUCUUGUUAACCAUUUGUAUUGUAAUAACUCACAUUUUGUAUUUAUUGACUGUGUGUGGGUCUUGUAAC